This is a messenger RNA of Cuculus canorus (common cuckoo), 6106 nucleotides long. It is a transcript of the gene C25H17orf113, whose product is annotated as chromosome 25 C17orf113 homolog. The coding region runs from base 2969 to 5020 and encodes 683 amino acids. The transcript has 3 exons. NCBI's taxonomy places the organism in Eukaryota, Metazoa, Chordata, Aves, Cuculiformes, Cuculidae. The record is from RefSeq and is a predicted model, not a curated record.
CCGUCGGCGCUGCAAGAUGGCUGCUCCCAUGGUUCCGUGAGCCGGGGCCGCAGCCGCAGGCUUUGUUCCCUCUCGGAGCUACGGCAUCACCGGGGGGGGUCCCUGCCCCAUCCCCCCUGUGCUGUGGGGCAGGGAUGCGCCGCUUCUCCCUGCCUCUCGGCGAGCUUUCUUAUUCUCAUUUUUUUUUGGCUUUGGCAAUGUUUGGCUGGAUUUGAUUUGGGUUUUUUUUUAAUCGUUUUCAUUUUUAUUUUUUCCCCUAUUUAAAACCCCACAUCUGGGAAGUUUCCAAGCCCCCUCGCCCCAAAGCUUAUGGCAGCCUUUAAAUGCGGUUUUUGCUGCUUUGAAUACUGAUAUAGGUGAGGGUGGGGUUGGGAGCCAAUGGGAUCAGUGACAGGGAAGGGAUGGAGGAACUGGACCAUCGCAGCGUGCCGAGCUCCCCUGCCGUGGGACUGGGGGCACUGGGGACAGGCUGGGUGUGCAAACCGUGUGCAAGGCGCCAGAGCUGUCGCUGCUGCGUAGGCACCUCGUCCCGCAGAGGGGACAAACCCUGAGCCUCGCCGGGGCACGGCAGGAGCGGCGGUGCAAUCGUAGCCCUGGCAGAUCCUGCAUCCCUGGGGAACGUCUGAGCGGUGCUGGCAGCGGCAGAGGAAACAUUCAGCAAGAUUUGGACUCUCGCGUGGCAAGUCCGUCGCAGUUUCGUAGUUAAUGGGCUUCUGAGGAGAUGCUGCCAGCGCUCGGUGGCUGUGGUGCAGUUCUUGACCCAUCCUGAGGAAGCUGUAGGAAUCAUUCCCUGGAUGCUCUCGGCUGCACCGUGACGAGGUUUGUGACCAGACAGGACACUUGGGUCUGGGAAGCAAACCAAACCACUUUAAAUAGGCUAAGAGCAAGAUGCAGAGAGGAUCUGCACAUCCGUUGUAAGCCAUAAAAGUUCUGUGCUACCUGCAGGCAGGAAGAAAACUUCCAGCUGGGCUGUAUCCUGGGGUUUCCUUCUGCUUCCUUGGAAGUAUUUGCUGCUGACUGUGGUUAGAGCCAAGUUUUGGACUAGCAAAGCCCUGCUCUGACCCAGACUGGCUGCUCUGGUCCUUUGUCCCUGUCCUCCAGCCCUCGCGGAGCUGGCUCGCAGCUCUUGGUUGACUGGAAGAGCCCAGAGUGAGAGGUCCCAGGGCUGGAGGCAGAAGGGUAAGGCUCUGAAGAUGUACACUUGGGUGGUUAACGGGGCAAAGGGCUGCUCAGGGGGUCGCGAUGAUGCACCUGGGGGGCAGCAAUGGGAGAUACGGGCUCUGGAGUCCACACUGUGUCAGGGGUCUGCACCAUGCUUGUCCCGCAAGACCCAGCUCUGCAGGGCAAGGGUGCACGGUGCUGGGCUUGGAGAUGCCGGUGGCGCUUGUUCCACUGCCAUCUCCUGCCUGGGGGCUGAUGUUUUCCUCUUUUCCUGGCCUUUUUACCAGGUCCCUCUGUUUUUUGUGAUGGAAAAGCAAAGCAGAAAUGCUGCUCUUGUCCAGCGUGGCAGGAGGCUUUGGUACCUCUGCCCUCCAUUGGGAGGAGGAGAGGGUCUCUGAGAAGCCAGGUGGAGCCAGAAGGGGUACCCAGAGCUGGGGGGAGACUCGGGGCUGGACCUGGGAGACCAGCAAGGCGGAGAGCAGGGGCAGGCAGCUGUUCCCAGGCAGCCUGGGGAAAGUGCAGGGGCCAAGGACCGUCACUCCUUCCUCUGCUGUUGGUAAAGGAUGUUCCUCAGCGCUGGUUGCAGGGUGAAGGGAACCCAGCAGCUUCAGGGCUGGUGACUCUACUGCUGCACAUCCAGCAUCACCCCGGACACCCCAAGGGGAGCCCCUGCUCCGUGACAUGGGGUGUUUGCAGCUCUGGGUGUUGCUCUGACACCUAAACCGUGAUGGGUUCCACUUCCCCCUGUGGGCUGGGGUCACGGCUCUGGUUCUUGGGGGUUUGUUCUUUAGAAAAACCCAAAGUUCCUCAUGGUUUCUCAGCAUGUCACACAGACUGACAGCGCUGCCUGGCUUGCACUACUGUGAAUGUCCAUUUUCUUUCCUUUUUCCUUUGCAUUCUGGCUCCCUGCCUUCCCCACACUGCGCUGGGUUCCUCCUUCUCCUCCUCCUCCUCCCACUACUUUUAUCAAGAUUCGGUUUGGUUUUUCAAUCCCGUUCAUGGAAGAACGCAAGGAUGAGACUGAGUGGGGCUUAAGUAUAGGGAGGGAGUUAAGAGGAUGCUUAAAUACUUCUGCUACCUGUUUUAAAUACGUGUGUCGGUGCUUUGCAGCUUCAAGCUCCAGCAGAUGUUGGGAAACCCUGGCUGGAGCAGGUCCUGUGCAUCAACCACCCCUGGGGAGAGUGCUGGGCUGGGGCUCUGCUGCCAUGAGACAUGGGUUGCCUUGGGAUACCCUGGGGCAGAGACAAGCAAGGGGGGAAUGAAGACCCAUGUGCGUGUGUGCAACCCCGACACGUGUUUCUGAGUUGGCUUCCAAGCCCUCCUCGUUCAGCUCAGGGUUGAUUUGCCAUCAGCAGCGGGUUCUGCUCCUGGUGGGGUUGGGUGCUUUCAUUUUUAGCCAUCUGGCUCGAUGCUGAUUCCGUGUUUUCCCGGCAUCAGCUACAGCGUGGGCGUCUGGAAAUGGGAAGCAUGUUUGGGUGGCCCUGUGGUUACAAGGAGGACCAUGUGUCUGUGCCAUCCUAUCGGUGACACCAGUGAGGUGCUCGGUGGGAUCCCCCCGUGUGGUACCAGGGUUGUUGCACAGCCCUGCCUGUCCUGAGCCACCUCAGCUCUUCGUCAGCCACCGAGAAUAAAUGAUGAGCACAAGCUGAGGUUUGCAGAGCCUUAAUCCCUUUCCCUUGUGUCUCUUUCAUCUCCAGUCGAACCAGGAGAGUUGUAAUAGACCUUCUUACUAAAUUAAAUGUAGAGGCUGCUCCUCCAAGGCACGUUUCGGUUCAACCGUAGUGUUUGAUUUUCCAGCCCCAGCAAUAUGGUACCUCCAGGGAAAAAGCCAGCUGGGGAAACUUCCAAUUCCAAUAAAAAAUGUAAGCGUUAUUUCAAUGAGCACUGGAAGGAAGAAUUUACCUGGCUGGAGUUUGACUAUGAGAGGAAACUCAUGUUUUGCAUAGAGUGUCGGCAGGCGCUGGUGAAGAACAAGCACGGUAAAGCAGAAAAUGCCUUUACUGUGGGCACGGACAACUUCCAGCGCCAUGCCCUGCUACGGCACGUCACCUCCGGCGCGCACCGCCAGGCGCUGGCGGUGAACCAGGAGCAACUGGCUUUUGAGACCCAUGGGCACGGCUACUCAAAGGUGCGCUCGGUCAUCAAGGUGGAGGUGAACCCAGCGAAGAUGGCUGUCCUCACCACUGUCUACUGGAUGGCAAAGGAGGAGAUCCCAGAUGAGAAGUGCUCCUCCUUGCUCCACUUCCAGAAGUUCAACCUGUGCCAGGCGCUGCUGGUCUCCGAGCACAGCGAGUACUACCACCCCAGCAGCAUCAGGGAGAUGCAGGCAGCGAUUGCCGAAGUCCUGCACAAGGAGGACAGGCACAGGAUAAAAGCCUCGCCGUUUGUUGGGCUGGUGGUGGAUGAGACAGUGGACAUCCUGGAGCACCACAACCUCGCCAUGUUCGCCACCACCGUCUCCCCGUGCAACGGGCAAACCUCUGCCACCUUCCUGGGGAGCUUCGAGCUGCCCGCUGGGGAGGCUUCCACGGUGGCGGGCAAGGUGGGCGAGGUGAUGCGCUCCUUCGACAUCCCCACCAUGAAGAUCACUUGGUUCAGCACUGACGGCGCCUCGUUGGCGGCCGAGCGACUGAGCGAGGUGAGGACUGUGCUGACCUCCCUCUGCCCGCUCCUCACGGAGAUGCACUGCCUGUCCCACGGGAGCUCCCUGCUGCUGGCAGAGAGCGUAGUCAGCAUUGAAUACCUCCAGAAGUACGAGACCACCGUGGAUGCUGUGUACAGGCUCUAUUCCAGCUUCAGGGGGGAAAGCAGUGGCCUGCAGGAGCUACGGAGCGUCCUGGACCUCUGUGAGAUAGACCUUGGGAGCCCCAGAACCAUCCACUGGACUUCGAUUUUCCCAGCCGUGGAAGCCAUCGAUUCUUCGUGGCCCGCGCUGGUGCUGCUGCUGGAGAGCGAAGCAGAGCAGUCACCUGUGGCCCAUGGCCUCUGUGAAGAGCUCAAGAAGUUCCAGUUUGUGGCCUUCACCAAGAUCCUCCUGGAUGUCCUCCCCAUCUUCCAGAAACUCAGCCACUUCUUCCAGAUCGAGGACUUUGAUCUCUCUGUCCUGAAACCCCUUGUCUCUGCCAUGGCCACCGCUCUGCAGGCCCAGAAGAGCACCAGUGGCAAGAACCUCCAGGAGUUCCUCAAUGAGACAAACGGGCACCCACAAGAUGAUCGGGAGGGCGAGAGCCGCCUCUACUACAAGGGCAUCGAGCUGGCCAACUGCUCCAAGGUGCACCUGAAGCACUUUGAGCACUUGAAGGAGAGCUACCUGGAGAGAGUGCGGGGCAGCCUGCUGGACAGGUUCCCCAGCAGCGUCCUGAAGGCCAUCAGCUCCUUCUCAACCAUCUUCAACCCCAAGUGCUACCCCCAGUCUUUGGAGGACAUUGGCGGCUAUGGGGUCAGCGAGCUGAAUUUCCUCCUGCAAGCUUACUCCCGGGUGGUGGUGAGCGAGAGGGCCCUGAGCGAUUUCCCCCUCUUCAAGCGGAUCGUUUUCAGCCUCAGCCAGCUCUCCUUCAAGGACCUCUGCGUCAAGCUGGUCUACAGCAACUCUGAAAUGCAUGAGCUCUUCCCAGACUUUGCCAUCCUUGCGGCCAUCGCUCUGGCUUUGCCACUGGGCUCGGUCCUUGCUGAGAAGAUCAGCCGGGGCCGGGAGCUGCUGAAGCGCGGCCGGUUGUGCCGUGUGAAUGACGAGGGGCUCUCCGACCUCAUGAAGAUCGCCAUCGACGGGCCGGCCAUCAAUGAGUUUGACUUUGCGUUGGCCAUUGAGUAUUAUGAAAGCAUGAGGGAGUCCAGCUUCAUCAUGACGCAGGUGAAGUGAGCGGUGGCCGGUGAAGGCAGAGCCCUGCAGGCAGGGCGUUGUGUCUUGUGGGCAGCUCCAAGCGCCAGCUCAACGCUACCUUUCCCCAUCGAUGGUUACUGCUGGGGCCGCGCAGCCACUGGCGUGGAUGGUGACCUGCUCUGUGCUGGGAAGAUAUUCAUAGAAUCGUUAAGGUUGGAAAAUACCUCGAAGAUCAUCAAGUUCAGCCACCAACACAAUACCAAGAUGCCUACUAAACCAUGUCCUGAAACGCUACAUCUUCAGGUUUUUUGAACACCUCCAAGGGUGGAGAUUCCACCACUUCGCUGCGCAGCCUCUUCCAAUUCUUGACAACCCUUUCCAUGACGAAAUUUUCCCCACAUCCGAUCUAAACCUGGCGCAACCUGAGGCCAUUUCCUCUCAUCCUCUCACUAGUUACUUGGUUGAAGAGUCCGGCACCCGCCUCACUACGGCCUCCUUUUAGGUAGUUGGAGGAGCAACAAGAGGAAACAGGAUCCUUCACAAGGCCAUGGUGGUCCCACAACCACCCCUCCCUCCUCCCCCUAACAUCCCUUUGAAUUGGCCAGCAUUUAAAAUCUUGGGGCCACCUGAAAUCCCAGAUUGUGAUGAGGUUUCUUUUCAAGGAUUCAUUAUUAUUUUGUUAUAGGGAGAUGAAAGCAAAUCCUCUCUUGAGCUCAAAUGUCCCCUCGCCUUUGCACAAUCAUCCCCAGCAGCUUUUUCUUAAUACUCUGCAAGAAAAGAUGUGGGUUUUGGGGUUUUUUUUCUGCUUUGGAGCCUCAAGAAUGAGUGCGGAAAAGGCAGCGCAUCUUUCUAGCUGGGUGGCAAACCCUGGAAUGCCUGGCGGUGGCUUGUUGGUAUUCCUUGCGCACAGCACAACAUCUUUUUACCUGUGGCAUCAAGUCAUGAUCCUUGCAAGAGAUUUAGAGAACGGUAUUGUAAUCGCCGAGGAAAUAGUAACUUUUAAAUGCAUCAUUGUGUAUGUAUGUGUGUAUAUAUAUAUAAAAAUAUAUAUAUUAAAAAGGUCUAUCUUAAUUUUCCUAAUGUUUAAAGCACAAAGAUAUCAAAAAGGACUUUUUUUUUUCUUUU